ACAGAGUUUACUUUCGCCUGGUGCAGAUCUGUGUAAAAAAGUUGAUAGGAGAAAAUUCCAUUUCACCAAUUUUCCAAGUCCGAUCAUGGUUUGGGCCACCGAUAAAUCGCAGGAUGGGAAUUUGUACGAUGGUGUUGGAAAGACUGAGGGAUCAGUGCCUGCCAUGCAGGGUCAGGCUGCAGAUGCUCCGAACUACUUGGAGCACAUGUGCGCCCUGGACAUUGAUUCGAAGGCCUCCUAUGUUAGAUUGUCUGGGAUAAUAUGUACAAUUGGACCAGCAUCCAGGGAUCCUGCCACUCUUCUGCGCAUGAUGCAGACCGGCAUGAACAUCGCUCGUUUGAACUUCAGCCAUGGCACCCACGAGUAUCAUGCCCAAACUAUUGCCAAUUUGCGCCAAGCUGUUGCCACUUACAGCGAAAAAUUAGGAAUGACCUACCCCUUGGCUAUUGCUUUGGACAAUAAAGGACCAGAGAUCAGGACAGGACUUUUGGAAGCAGGUACCAAUGCCGAAAUUGAAUUAAAACGCGGCGAAACCAUCAAACUGACCACCGACAGAGCCUAUUCCGAACGAUGCACCGAUCAAAUUUUAUACUUGGAUUAUGAAAACAUUGUUAGAGUGGUUAAACCAGGAACAAGGAUUUUCAUCGAUGAUGGCUUAAUUAGUGUCAUAGUGCAAAGUGUAGCAACAAAUACCUUGAUUUGCCAAAUUGAAAAUGGUGGCCUUCUAGGAAGCCGUAAAGGUGUCAAUCUGCCAGGAGUUGAAGUCGAUUUACCUGCGCUCUCAGAAAAAGACAAACAAGACCUUCGUUUUGGAAUCGAGCACGACGUUGAUAUGAUUUUCGCUUCUUUCAUUCGAGAUGCCAAUGCUUUAGAUGAAAUUAGAGCAGUAUUAGGAGAAAAAGGACGCCGAAUUAAAGUUAUCUCUAAAAUAGAAAACAAACAAGGAGUAGCUAAUGCAGAUGAGAUCAUUAGGGCUUCCGAUGGUAUCAUGGUUGCGCGAGGUGACUUGGGAAUAGAAAUACCACCAGAGAAAUUGUUCCUUGCGCAAAAGUCUAUUAUCUCAAAGAGUAACAAACUUGGUAAACCAGUAAUCGUCGCCACUCAUAUGUUAGAAUCCAUGGUUCGUAAACCAAGACCAACCCGCGCAGAGACAUCCGAUGUUGCCAAUGCAAUCCUGGAUGGAGCUGAUUGCGUCAUGUUGUCUGGUGAAACUGCCAAGGGUGAUUAUCCAAUCGAAUGUGUGCUGACGAUGGCCAAUAUCUGUAAAGAAGCUGAAGCAGCUAUUUGGCAACGACAAAUAUUUGCUGAUCUAUGCGCCGAGGCUAGUGCUCCAAAUGAUGCUGCUCAUUCCGUGGCCAUCGCGUCAGUGGAAGCAUCAGCAAAAUGUUUAGCAGCAGCAAUUAUUGUUAUCACAACUAGUGGAAGAUCUGCACAUUUGAUUUCUAAGUAUCGACCAAGAUGUCCAAUUAUUGCUGUGACACGAUAUGCACAGACCGCACGACAAUGCCAUCUAUUCAGAGGAAUUCUUCCACUAGUCUACCAAGCUGCCCAACUUCCUGACUGGUUGAAGGAUGUCGAUGCCCGUGUGCAGUUUGGAAUGAAAUUCGGCCAGAGUCGUGGUUUUAUAAAACCAGGAAAUCCAGUAAUCGUGGUCACUGGAUGGAAACAGGGAUCAGGAUUCACCAACACCAUGCGCAUCGUAAAUUGUGAGUAAAUAGAGACUGCCGCCUUUUAGAAAAUAAUUUUCAUAGCAGACCACUUCAUGGGACGAGUGUUUACUGCAUUAAUCAAUUCAUUAUGUGAAUAAUGAGAAUUUAAUUAAUUAGUAUAAACUAAGUUCUAAUAUUUCUAUAA
Molecule: messenger RNA, 1854 nt
Organism: Ctenocephalides felis (cat flea)
Lineage: Eukaryota; Metazoa; Arthropoda; Insecta; Siphonaptera; Pulicidae
Product: pyruvate kinase-like
Biological process (GO): glycolytic process
Cellular component (GO): cytoplasm
Molecular function (GO): magnesium ion binding; pyruvate kinase activity; potassium ion binding
Source: RefSeq, a predicted model, not a curated record